CCGCCCCGCCCUGGAGCCGGCAGGAAGCUGCCCCGCGUGAAAGGGCCUGUGUCCUGCUCACCCUCCAAAGCCUCUGUUCCCGGCUCUUCCUCCCUGCCCCGCGCGCCGCCAGGCAGGGGCUGAUCUAAUCAUCAGGGCAGUCCGUUGCUGGCCAGAGAGAUGGACAGGCUGUCACUGCUGUGUUAAGAGAGCGAAGGGGGAGUGUCCGGGUGAUACCAGGUUUAUUGGGGUGACUGUUUGGUGUCACCAAGAUGACGCUCCAUGCCACCCGGGCAGCUGCACUCCUCUCUUGGGUGAACAGUCUGCAUGUGGCCAGCCCUGUGGAGGCCGUGCUGCAGCUCCAGGACUGCAGCGUCUUCAUCAAGAUCAUUGACAGCAUCCAUGGCACUGACGAGGGGCAGCAAAUCCUGCAGCAGCCGGUGCCAGAGAGACUGGAAUUUGUGUGCAGUUUUUUGCAAAAAAACCGAAAACAUCCCUCUUCUCCGGAAUGCCUGGUGUCCGUGCAAAAAGUGAUAGAAGGGUCAGAGCUGGAAUUGGCCAAGAUGACCAUGUUGCUCUUAUACCACUCCACCAUGAGCUCCAAAAGUCCCAGGGACUGGGAACAAUUUGAAUAUAAGAUUCAGGCUGAGUUAGCAGUCAUUCUCAAGUUUGUGCUGGACCAUGAGGAUGGGCUAAACCUAAAUGAGGACCUAGAAAACUUCUUACAGAAAGCUCCUGUCCCUUCUACCUGUUCCAGCACCAUCUCUGAAGAGCUGUCCCCACCCAGCCACCAGGCCAAAAGGGAGGUUCGCUUCCUAGAGCUACAGAAGGUCGCCUCUUCCAGUGGGAACAACUUCCUCUCAGGUUCUCCAGCCUCCCCCAUGGGCGACAUCCUGCAGACCCCACAAUUCCAGAUGAGACGGCUGAAGAAGCAGCUUGCAGAUGAGAGAAGUAAUAGAGAUGAACUGGAGCUGGAGCUGGCUGAGAACCGCAGGCUCCUCACCGAGAAAGACGCACAGAUAGCUGUGAUGCAGCAGCGCAUUGACCGCCUGGCUCUGCUGAACGAGAAGCAGGCGGCCAGCCCGCUGGAGCCCAGGGAGCUUGAGGAGCUCCGUGGCAAGAACGAGAGCCUCACUGUGCGUCUCCAUGAAACUCUGAAGCAGUGCCAGGACCUGAAGACAGAGAAGAGCCAGAUGGAUCGCAAAAUUAACCAGCUUUCUGAGGAGAAUGGGGACCUUUCCUUUAAGCUCCGGGAGUUUGCCAGUCACCUGCAGCAGCUACAGGGUGCCCUCAAUGACCUGACAGAAGAGCACAGCAAGGCCACUCGAGAGUGGGUGGAGAAACAGACCCAUCUCGAGAAGGAGCUCAGCACGGCCGUGCAGGACAAGAAAUGCCUUGAAGAGAAGAAUGAAAUCCUUCGGGGAAAACUUUCACAGCUGGAAGAGCAUCUGGCCCAGCUGCGGGAGAACCCAGCCCGGGAGAAGGGCGAAGUGUUGGGGGACGUCUUGCAGCUGGAAACCCUGAAGCAAGAGGCAGCCUCUCUUGCUGCAGACAACACCCAGCUCCAAGCCAGGGUGGAGGCGCUGGAGGCUGAGCAGGGCCAGCGGGAAGCCACGCUGCUUGCCGAGCGGGGCCACUUUGAAGACGAAAAGCAGCAGCUGGCUGGCCUGAUUGCCGAGCUGCAGGGCUCCCUGUCCAACCUCAGCCAGGCGAAGGAAGAGCUGGAGCAGGCCUCUCAGGCUCAGGGGGCCCGGCUGUCUGCCCAGGUGGCCACACUGACUUCUGAGCUCACCACCCUCAAUGCCGCUCUCCAGCAGCAGGAUCAAGAACUGGCCGGCCUGAAGCAGCAGGCCAAAACGGAGCAGGCCCAGCUCAUGCAGAGCCUCCAGCAGCAAGAACAGGCCUCGCAGGGCCUUCGCCAGCAGGUGGAGCAGCUGAGCAGCAGCCUGAAGCAAAAAGAGCAGCAGUUGGAGGAAGCUGCCCAGGGGCAGGAGGCCGCCAGGCGAGACCAUGCCCAGCGACUGGCCACUGCCGCCGAGGAGCGGCAGGCUUCUUUAAAGGAGAGGGAUUCGGCUCUCCAGCAGCUGGAAGCGUUGGAGAAGGAGAAGACUGCCAAGCUAGAGGUCCUGCAACAGCAACUUCAGGCCACUAAUGAAGCCCGGGACAGCGCCCAGGCCUCGGUGACUCAGGCCCAGCGGGAGAAGGCAGAGCUGAGCCAAAAGGUGGAGGAACUCCAUGCCUGUGUUGAGGCAGCCCGCCAGGAGCAGUGUGAGGCCCAGGCCCAGGUGGCUGAGCUAAAGGCCCAGCUGAGGUCUGAGCAGCAAAAAGCAACCGAGAGAGAAAGGGUGGCCCAGGAGAAGGGCCAGUUCCAGGAGCAGGUCCGGGCCCUUGAGGAGUCCUUGAAGAUCACCAAGGGCAGCCUGGAGGAGGAGAAGCGCAGGGCCUCAGAUGCCCUAGAAGAGCAGCAGCGUCACAUCUCCAAGCUGGAGGCAGAGACCCGGUGUCUGGUGGAACAGCAUAAGCAGGAACGGAAGGAGCUAGAAGAAGAGAGGGUUGGGCGCAAGGGGCUGGAGGCCCGAUUACGGCAGCUGGGGGAGGCCCAUCAAGCUGAGAUGGAAGCCCUGCGGCGGGAGCUGGCAGAGGCCGAAGCCUCCCAGCGUGAGGCGGAGGGGGAGUGUGAACAGCUUGCCAAGGAGGUGGCCACCUGGCGCGAGCGGUACGAGGAGAGCCAGCAAGAGGAGGCCCAGUACGGUGCCGUGUUCCAGGAGCAGCUGAUGACCCUGAAGGAGGAAUGCGAGAAGGCCCGCCAGGAACUACAGGAGGCCAAGGAGAAGGUGGCGGGGAUUGAGGCCCACAGCGAGCUCCAGAUCAGCCGGCAGCAGACUGAAGUCGCUCAGCUUCAUGCCAGCCUGGCCAGAGCGCUCCAGCAGGUGCAGGAGAAGGAGGUCAGGGCCCAGAGGCUUGCGGACGACCUCUCCGCUCUGCAGGAGAAGAUGGCUGCCACCGGCAAGGAGGUGGCCCGCCUGGAGGUCUUGGUGCGCAAGGCAGGAGAGCGGCAGGAAACGGCCUCCCGGGAGCUGCGCAAGGAGCCGCCGAGGGCCGGAGCCAGAGAGGCCGAGUGGCCGGAAGAGCAGCAGGGACGCCAGUUCUGCAGCACGCAGGCGGCGCUGCAGGCCAUGGAGCGGGAGGCCGAGCAGAUGGGCAGUGAACUGGAGAGGCUGCGGGCUGCGCUGAUCGAGAGCCAGGGCCAGCAGCAGGAGGAGCGCGGGCAGCAGGAGAGGGAGGUGGCACGCCUGACCCAGGAGCGGGGCCGGGCCCAAGCCGAUCUUGCCCUGGAGAAGGCCGCCAAGGCAGAGCUGGAGAUGCGGCUGCAGAAUGCCCUCAAUGAGCAGCGUGUGGAGUUUGCGACCCUGCAGGAAGCCCUGGCCCACGCCCUGAUGGAAAAGGAAGGGAAGGACCAGGAGCUGGCCAAGCUUUGUGGGCAGGAGGCAGCCCAGAGAACAGAGCUGGGGGAGCUUCGGCAAACUGUGCAGCGACUGAAGGAACAGCUGGCCAAGAAAGAGGAGGAGCGCCAACAGUCUCCAGGGCCGGCCAGUGGAGAAGACCCUUCUGGGUCAGGAGCACAGUCGGAGUCUACUGGAAAGAGCAAGCGGAAAGGCCCUGAGCUCGAGGCUCUGCGGGCAGAGGUGAGCAAGCUGGAGCGGCAGUGCCGGGAGCAUCAGGAGAGGGCCUCUGGCCUGGAGCGCAGCCUGCAGUGUGAGCGCGCCUCCCGCGCCGAGCAGGUCGGUGCUCUGGAGGCUCUGCGGGGCCGGUUAGAGGAGAAGGCCCAGGAGCUGGGGUGCAGUCAGGACACCUUAGCCACAGCCCAACGGGAGCUGGCCACCCUCCGCGCCAAAGCCCAAGACCAUAGCAAGGCUGAGGACGAGUGGAAGACCCAGGUGGCCCGGGGCCAGCAGGAGGCUGAGAGGAAAAACAGCCUCAUCAGCAGCUUGGAGGAGGAGGUGUCCAUCCUGAACCGCCAGGUCCUGGAGAAAGAGGGGGAGAGCAAGGAGUUGAAGCGGCUGGUCGUAGCAGAGUCGGAGAAGAGCCAGAAGCUGGAGGAGAGGCUGCGCCUGCUGCAGGCGGAGACCGCCAGCAACAGCGCCAGGGCUGCCGAACGCAGCUCCGCUCUGCGGGAGGAGGUGCACACCCUCCGGGAGGAGGCGGACAAACAGCGGGUGGCUUCGGAGAGCCUCCGGCAGGAGUUGGCCUCGCAGGCAGAGCGAGCGGAGGAGCUGGGCCAAGAACUGAAGACGUGGCAGGAGAAGUUCUUCCAGAAGGAGCAGGCCCUCUCUGCCCUGCAGCUGGAGCACGCCAGCACACAGGCCCUCGUGAGCGAGCUCCUGCCCGCUAAGCACCUUUGCCAGCAGCUGCAGGCCGAGCAGGCGGCUGCUGAGAAACGCCAUCGCGAGGAGCUGGAGCAGAGCAAGCAGGCGGCCGGCGGGCUGCGGGCCGAGCUGGUGCGGGCCCAGCGGGAGCUCGGGGAGCUGGUGCCCCUGCGGCAGAAGGUGGCAGAGCAAGAGCGGGCAGCGCAGCAGCUGCGGGCUGAGAAGGCCAGCUACGCGGAGCAGCUGAGCAUGCUGAAGAAGGCCCACGGCCUGCUGGCAGAGGAGAACCGGGGGCUGGGUGAGCGGGCCAGCCUUGGCCGGCAGUUUCUGGAAGUGGAGCUGGACCAGGCCAGAGAGAAGUAUGGCCAAGAGCUGGCAGCCGUGCGUGCUGACGCCGAGACCCGCCUGGCUGAGCUGCAGCGGGAAGCACAGAACACUGCCCGGGAGCUGGAGGUGAUGACUGCCAAGUAUGAGGGUGCCAAGGUCAAGGUCCUGGAGGAGAGGCAGCGGUUCCAGGACGAGAGGCAGAAACUCACUGCCCAGGUGGAGCAGCUAGAGGUAUUUCAGAGAGAGCAGACUAAGCAGGUGGAAGAACUGAGUAAGAAGUUAGCUGACCAUGACCAAGCCAGCAAGGUGCAACAACAGAAGCUGAAGGCCCAGGGAGGGGAGAGCCAGCAAGAGGCCCAACGCCUCCAGGCCCAGCUGAAUGAGCUGCAGGCCCAGCUGAACCAGAAGGAGCAGGCAGCUGAGCACUACAAGCUACAGAUGGAAAAAGCCAAGACCCACUAUGAUGCCAAGAAACAGCAGAACCAAGAGCUACAGGAACAGCUCCGGGGCCUGGAGCAGCUGCAGAAGGAAAACAAAGAGCUGCGGGCUGAAGCUGAGCGGCUGGGCCGGGAGCUGCAGCAGGCGGGGCUGAAGACCAAGGAGGCUGAGCAGACCUGCCGCCACCUCACCGCCCAGGUGCGCAGCCUGGAGGCACAGGUUGCCCAUGCUGACCAGCAGCUUCGAGAUCUGGGCAAGUUCCAGGUGGCAACUGAUGCCCUAAAGAGCCGGGAGCCCCAGGCUAAGCCUCAGCUGGACUUGAGUAUUGACAGCCUGGAUUUGAGCUGUGAGGAGGGGACUCCCCUCACUAUCACCAGCAAGCUGCCUCGAACUCAGCCAGAUGGCACCAGCAUCCCCGGAGAGCCAGCCUCACCCAUCUCCCAGCGCCUGCCCCCCAAGGUAGAAUCCCUGGAGUCUCUCUAUUUCACCCCGAUCCCUGCUCGGGGACAGGCCCCACUGGAAAGCAGCCUGGACUCCCUGGGGGACGUCUUCCUGGAUUCAGGCCGGAAGACCCGCUCCGCUCGUCGACGCACCACACAAAUCAUCAACAUCACCAUGACCAAGAAGCUAGAUGUGGAAGAGCCGGACAGCGCCAAUUCAUCCUUCUACAGCACACAGUCAGCCCCUGCCUCCCAGGCCGGCCCACGAGCCACCUCUUCCACCCAGUCUCUAGCCCGCCUGGGCUCUCCUGACGAUGGCAACUCGGCUCUGCUCAGCCUGCCUGGCUACCGGCCCACCACUCGCAGCUCCGCUCGCCGCUCCCAGGCUGGGGUGUCCAGUGGGGCCCCUCCAGCACCCCCUGCUCCCGUCUCCCUGCCCCCCACAGGAAGGAACAGCUUCUACGUGGGCACUUGCCAGGAUGAGCCCGAGCAGCUGGACGACUGGAACCGCAUCGCAGAGCUGCAGCAGCGCAACCGGGUGUGCCCCCCCCACUUGAAGACCUGCUACCCCCUGGAGUCCAGGCCUUCCCUGAGCCUGGCUACCAUCACAGACGAGGAGAUGAAGACCGGGGACCCCCGGGAGACCCUGCGCCGAGCCAGCAUGCAGCCAGCCCAGAUAGCCGAGGCCGCGGGCAUCACCACCCGGCAGCAGCGCAAACGGGUCUCCUCGGAGCCCCAGCAGGGCCCCGGGACCCCUGAGUCUAAGAAGGCCACCAGCUGUUUCCCCCGCCCCGUGACUCCCCGGGACCGACAUGAAGGGCGCAAACAGAGCACUACGGAGGCCCAGAAGAAAGCUGCCGCUCCGGCUGUUAAACAGGCUGACCGCCGCCAGUCCAUGGCUUUCAGCAUCCUCAACACGCCCAAGAAGCUCGGGAACAGCCUGCUGCGGAGGGGAGCCUCAAAGAAAGCCCUGUCCAAGGCGUCCCCCACCAGCCGCGGUGGCACUCGCCGCUCUCCGCGCAUCGCCACCACGGCAGCCAGCGCCGCCAUGGCCGCCGCCCUCGCUGCCACCCCUCGGGCCAAGGGCAAGGCAAAGCACUAAAGGGCCAGGACCAGUGAGAGGCCCCACCUGUGUCCUCAAUGCCGACCUCGCCUGGUCCUUUUCCUUCUACUGUCCCUUUCAGUGCCUUCUCUCAGCUCCCAGGCCAACAGUGGCCAGACCCCUAGAGACAGUGAUGCCUGCCCACACCCCGGCCUGGUACCUGGAUGUUCACCAGAGCCUUCGCCAGGUGAACAGAUGUGUCCUCAGAGUUGGCCCCGGAGGCCUGGAGAGUCUGGGUCUUCUCCCUACCUUGCCUCAUGUUUUCUUAGAGCAAAGUCACUUCUCCAUCAUAACCAGACUUGAGGCUGGCUUUGAGUGGCUGGGCCUAAGGGCCGAGUCAGUCCGCCUCUGGAUCCAGAAGAGGGACCACUGGAGGAGCAGGCCCUGGUCCCUGCUGCACCUGCAGGGCCCUUCACUUUUAAAGUCCAAGACUGGGUAUUGACCCUAGUGGGUGCACCCAGAGGUGCUCCCAUCCACCGAAGGGCUCAGAUGCCCAGAAGAUGCUCUUUUCCAGAACAAAUGGGCCCCAAGCCUGGGUGCGGCAGCGGGGGUGGGGGACAGCCUUCAGCUGCAGCUCAUCCCCCACCUUCCCCAGACUUACACUGGGGUGGGAUUUGCAGUGAUGGGAAGGUUUUUAAGGGCCAGGGAUGGAUCUUUUCUAAAUGUUAUUACUUGUAAAUAAAGUCUAUUUUUCUCCCUUAA
Mirounga angustirostris (Northern elephant seal) is the source of this 7355-nucleotide messenger RNA. It is a transcript of the gene NUMA1, whose product is annotated as nuclear mitotic apparatus protein 1. The coding region runs from base 252 to 6653 and encodes 2133 amino acids. The transcript is spliced from 26 exons. Gene Ontology annotation, biological process: establishment of mitotic spindle orientation. NCBI's taxonomy places the organism in Eukaryota, Metazoa, Chordata, Mammalia, Carnivora, Phocidae. Gene Ontology annotation, cellular component: spindle microtubule; centrosome; spindle pole. The record is from RefSeq and is a predicted model, not a curated record. Gene Ontology annotation, molecular function: microtubule binding.